AUGGCCCUCUCAGUCUCUGUGCUGCUGGCCCUGGUGAUGUUAUGCUCCAGCCCUGUCUGCUCUCGGGACUGCGCCCUGCAUCCAAGCCAUGGCAAUCCAGAAACCUUCACGCUAUUGAGUCAAAUGGAGAAAAUCUCCAUUCUGUCUUGUCUGAAGGAUAGGACUGACUUCAGCUUUCCUCAGAUGCUUGUGGAUGGGAACAAGUUUGAGAAGACAGAAACCACACUUGUCAUGCAUGAGAUGCUCCAGCAGAUCUUCAACCUUUUCAGCAAAAGUGACUCUCUUGUGGCUUGGGAUGAGACCCUACUGGACAAAUUCCUCGCUGGACUUCAUCAGCAGGUGGAUGAUCUGGAGACAUGUUUGGAGGAAGAAAAGAACGUGGAACUGUUAAGUGAGAACUCCAGACUGGCUGUGAAGAGAUACUUCCAUGGAAUCAGUCUCUAUCUUGAAAAGAAAGUAUACAGCCACUGUGCCUGGGAGGUUGUCAGGGUGGAAAUCAGAAGGUGCUUGUUCUUCAUCAAUGAGCUCACAGCUAAACUCAGGAAAUAA
Messenger RNA from Neomonachus schauinslandi (Hawaiian monk seal), 549 nucleotides. RefSeq names its product interferon alpha-16-like. The coding region runs from base 1 to 549 and encodes 182 amino acids. Gene Ontology annotation, molecular function: cytokine activity; type I interferon receptor binding. Gene Ontology annotation, cellular component: extracellular region. The record is from RefSeq and is a predicted model, not a curated record. Gene Ontology annotation, biological process: positive regulation of peptidyl-serine phosphorylation of STAT protein; cytokine-mediated signaling pathway; defense response. The transcript has a single exon. Lineage: Eukaryota; Metazoa; Chordata; Mammalia; Carnivora; Phocidae.